Molecule: messenger RNA, 1920 nt
Organism: Aspergillus viridinutans
Lineage: Eukaryota; Fungi; Ascomycota; Eurotiomycetes; Eurotiales; Aspergillaceae
Product: putative ab-hydrolase associated lipase
Exons: 1
Coding region: 1-1920 (639 amino acids)
Biological process (GO): lipid metabolic process
Source: RefSeq, a predicted model, not a curated record
AUGUCGGUGGCAUCACGCAUCACAGAACGGCGCGCCAGCCUCGAACCCACUCAGGAAGUUGAAGAUGUUACAAUACACAGUCGGUCCUCGAGGAUCGUCCUCCACAGUGACCCCAUCGACGUCCGACCUCCUACCCCCAAAGCAACAGGCAACCUCCUCCGCUCCAGUCCCGACAUGGAACUAAGGAACCUGCGGACCAGUCGCGAAGACGAAAAGGUCGAAUCAGCGGUGACCGCAGUGGUGGCGGACGGACUGCUAGGGAACACGCAGAUGCAAUCGCAGCCGCAGCAACGGUACCAGCCCGACACCGCUCUUCCGGCGCAUCCGCUGUUCCCGCCGCUGCCCUCGUACAGUCCGCCUUCGCUUGCGCUCACGGUGCGCUGCGUGGCGCUGCGGUGUGUCUCGUUCGUUCUGUCGCUCUUGUUUCUGGGGAUUGUUGUGGUUGGUGCGCUUGUGGGUUUCGCUGGCACGCAGCUGGAUAAUCUGCGGAUGAGGAUUAGCGGUGAGGAUCCGAACUCGCGGCGGAAAUUUUACGCCGAGGAGCGCGAGCGGCAGUUGAGUCGAGAGGAGGAGCUUCGGAGGUGGAAACGGCGGCAGGCGAAGCGGGAUGUUGACGAGGAGGCGCCGGAUGAGUGUCCGCCCUCGGAGGGCGGGCGGGACUUGCUUGUUUGCGAUGUUGGGUAUUAUGCGCGGCGGGUGGGACUCGACGUGGAGACGUUCAAAGUCCAGACGGAGGACGGGUUUAUCAUCACGAUGUGGCAUGUUUAUAACCCGCAGGAGUAUACGCCUUUGUCUGAAGAGGAGAGAGGGCCCCGAGGUCCUAACGUGUUUACUGGGCGGAGAAGGGUGGAUUCUUCCAGUUCAAACCGCCGGUAUCCUGUUCUGCUGGUCCAUGGGCUGUUGCAGAGUGCUGGUGCGUUCUGCGUGAAUGACGAUGACAGUCUGGCUUUCUAUCUUUGCAAAGCCGGGUACGAUGUCUGGUUAGGCAAUAAUCGCUGCGGGAUAACGCCGGAGCAUACAACGCUGUCGACUGGCGAUCCGCGGAUGUGGACGUGGAACAUCCGGCAGAUGGGUGUGCUGGACUUGACCGCGCUUAUUUCGCGGGUUCUGUUUGAGACCGGGUUUGAGAAGCUGGGGCUUGUGUGCCACUCGCAAGGUACCGCGCAGACAUUCGUGGCGCUGUCCAAACACCACCGCCCGGAGCUUGGCGGAAAGAUAUCUGUAUUCUGUGCCCUCGCGCCGGCCGUAUAUGCCGGACCUUUGAUUGAGAGACUCUACUUUCGAUUCAUGCGAGUCAUACCGCCUGGUAUGUUCCGGACUAUCUUCGGCAUCCACGCGUUCAUCCCGAUCAUGAUGACCGUCCACCGGUUCCUCCAUCCUCGCAUCUACGGAGCGUUGGGGUAUCAUGUUUUCGCGCACCUGUUCGGGUGGAGCGACGCCCGCUGGGAUCGCGGACUACGCGAUCGCAUGUUCCAAUUCGCACCGGUGUAUGUCAGCAGCGAGACGAUCCGGUGGUGGUUGGGUCGGGGCUGCUUCGCGACGCAGCGGUGCAUCCUGGCCACGAUGGAAGACACCCUUGCCGAGAUGGAGGAGGAUCUCCGUCUGCAACGAAACGGAGACCAAGCGGGCUCGCGGACCGACACCGCCUGGUACGGGCCGCAGACGCCCCCGUUUGCGCUGUGGGUUGCGGGGUCUGAUGCGCUGGUCGACGGGCGGCGUCUCCUUCAGCGGUUCCGGAGCGGACGCGAGCCGCAUGUGCAGGUGGUGCAUUCCAAGGUGAUUGAAGAGUAUGAGCAUCUGGAUGUACUGUGGGCCAUGGAUGCAGUGGAGCAGGUGGGUAAGGAGGUGCGAGAUGUCAUAUACAUGACCAUGCCGGAGGAGGCGCGGAAAUGCUGUCUGGUUCCAAAGGGGUGUUGUUGA